This is a messenger RNA of Punctularia strigosozonata HHB-11173 SS5, 1089 nucleotides long. RefSeq names its product NAD(P)-binding protein. Bases 1 to 1089 code for a protein of 362 amino acids. The transcript is spliced from 7 exons. The record is from RefSeq and is a predicted model, not a curated record. NCBI's taxonomy places the organism in Eukaryota, Fungi, Basidiomycota, Agaricomycetes, Corticiales, Punctulariaceae. Gene Ontology annotation, cellular component: mitochondrion. Gene Ontology annotation, molecular function: oxidoreductase activity.
AUGUCGAGCACUUCACUGUCCCCCCAGUUACCACAGACGCAAAAGGCAUGGCGGGUCGUGCGCAGGGGCGCGCCGCAAGAGGCGCUCGAGUUCAACCAAGCCGCACCCGUUCCGUCGCCUUCGGAUCUCAAACCCGGCGAGAUCAUAUUGAAGGUCCAAGCCGCUGCUCUGAACCCCGUGGGUUACAAGAUGAUGAAACUCUUCCCCAACUUCAUCGCUCGCAGGCCGUACGCCGCAGCGGAGCAUGAUCUCGCCGGCGUCGUCGUCGCCACGCAUCCGUCCGUCACCUCGGUGAAAGAAGGGGACGAAGUCUUCGGCUACAUCGAUGUUGCCCUCCAGAUCAAGAGCAGUCAAGGUGCUCUCGCCCAGUACACCCGGCUUCCUGCUGCUAGGGUGACCCUUCGCUCACCCGACGUGCCGCCGACAGGCGCGGCCGGUCUCACACUGGCCGGUGUCACCGCACUGCAAGGUCUCAAGGCAGCUGGACUGGCAGAGGGCAUGACUGUCUUUGUCAACGGAGGCAGCUCUUCCGUUGGCGCGUUCGCCAUUCAGAUAGCGAAAGCGAAAGGAUGCACCGUCUGGGCGAGCGCAAGCCGCAAGAACCACGAAUUCGUGCGAUCACUCGGGGCAGACGAGGUAUUGGACUAUACGGAAGCGCCGCUUGAGACACAGCUGGCUAGUCAUCCCCACCUACCACCGUCCAAGUUCCACGUCCUAUACGACGCCGUUGCGCUCGUUGACCCUACGUUGUACAAACAAGGACAUGCAUACAUCGCGCGGAACGGCGUCUACGUCACCACGGGGCCUCAGCCUCACGGGUCAUCCCAAUGGAUUCAAAUCUUUGGCACGCUCCGCGCCGCGCUCCUGCCCACCUGGCUCGGCGGGGCGCAGAACUCUUACCAUCUCGUCCGUCUCGCUCCCGUCGAAGAAGACAUCAAAGAGCUGGGUGAGCUCGUGAGGCAGGGGAAGGUCAAACCAGUCGUCGACUCCGUAUUCGCUUUCGAGGACGUGCUGAAAGCGUAUGAGCGCCUCCUGACCAAUAGAGCGAAAGGCAAGGUUGUCGUGAAAGUUGAUCGGACUGUCGAGUGA